AUGGACAAUUCAACAACUACUUCACCGAGGGGUUUGCUCAUCGUGCUAGAAGGCCUUGACCGUUCCGGCAAGUCGAGUCAAUGCGAGCUGCUUGUCGAAGCUCUGCAAGCAAAGGGCCACAAAGUGCGGCAUGUCAAAUUCCCUGACAGGACUACGCCUACAGGGCAAAUGAUCAACAGCUACUUGACACGCCAGGCUCGGCAAGAUGAUCACUCGAUCCAUUUGCUGUUCUCGGCCAAUCGCUGGGAAGCCGUCCACAGUAUCCAAGAGGAUCUCUUGAAUGGGGUCACCGUCAUCGUCGACCGCUAUUCAUUCUCUGGGGCGGUGUACUCGGCGGCCAAAGAAAAUCCAGAUCUAUCGCUCGACUGGGCUUGGGCUCCGGAAAUAGGCCUUCUAAAGCCUGAUAUCCUGUUCUUUCUGGAUAUUUCUUCUGCAGCGGUGGCCAAACGUGGCGGCUACGGUGCUGAGCGAUAUGAAACGGAGAAGAUGCAAGCGCGCGUCCGGACCUUGUACAAGGAGCUAUUUGCGAGACUGGACGACGUCCCUGUCUCUGUGGUGGACGCAGGACGGUCGAUAAGUGAAGUUGCGGCCGAUAUCCUCUCUGAAACCCUUCAGUUGCUACCAAACGAUGCCAGGCCGAGACAAUUGCGCAAGCUGGGACCCUUGCUGAAACAGAUCUAA
This is a messenger RNA of Capronia epimyces CBS 606.96, 681 nucleotides long. RefSeq names its product thymidylate kinase. Lineage: Eukaryota; Fungi; Ascomycota; Eurotiomycetes; Chaetothyriales; Herpotrichiellaceae. Gene Ontology annotation, biological process: dTTP biosynthetic process; dUDP biosynthetic process; dTDP biosynthetic process. Gene Ontology annotation, molecular function: dTMP kinase activity; ATP binding. The coding region runs from base 1 to 681 and encodes 226 amino acids. The record is from RefSeq and is a predicted model, not a curated record. The transcript is spliced from 2 exons. Gene Ontology annotation, cellular component: cytoplasm; cytosol; nucleus.